This is a messenger RNA of Prorocentrum cordatum, 1131 nucleotides long. Lineage: Eukaryota; Dinophyceae; Prorocentrales; Prorocentraceae. The record is from the annotation of a GenBank genome assembly.
AUGAUCGCGUGGGACUUCGACGCGGACGCCGCGGCUGUUGUCGACGACGGCCCGAAGUUCUGGGACUCCAUGCGCCCUCGUGCGCAGACAUUUUUUGCAUCUCGUGGCCACAAAGUGGUAAGCAACGGCAAGGACUAUCUAAAGAUCUUGCCUUCCAUUCCAGUCCUGGACAGCCGCGGUGAAUUCCGCGAGGCGAAGACCGCUGUGGCGAGGGGCAAUAUUGGCGCGCCCCUGUCCCGAGGAGCAUUAUCGCACGCAGCCAGCGUCAGGAGGGUCGCCAAGGCGCUGCCGGCCCGGGUGGGCGCCCUGGCCGCCGCGGAGUCGGCCGCGCGGAGCAGCGCCAGCAACGCCGCCGGCGGCGUCGACGCGACGCUUCGGGCCAGCACGGAGCGGGUGGCCAUUCUCGACGCAGGCGCCCAGUACGGCAAGGUUAUCGACCGCCGGGUGCGCGAGAUGAAGGUCUUCAGCGAGAUCUGUCCCCUCGACACCUCCGUUGCCAAGCUCAAGAGCGACGGCUACAGCGCGGUGAUCAUCAGCGGCGGCCCGGGGAGCGCCAACGCCGCGGACGCGCCCGCGUACGACCCAGAGCUGUUCUCCUGCGGCCUCCCCGUGUUCGGCAUCUGCUACGGGAUGCAGAUGCUCAACCACCACUUCAAGGGCACAGUGGAGACGAAGGACCAGCGCGAGGACGGCCAGGAGGAGAUCGAGGUGGAGACUGACUGCCCUAUCUUUGCUGGCAUGAGCGCGAAGCAGCGCGUGCUGCUCACGCACGGCGACAGCGUGGACAAGGUCGCCCCCGGUUUCCGCACCAUCGCCCGCAGCGGUGCGCUGUGCGCCGGCAUCGGCUGCGACGAGAAGAAGCUCUUCGGCGGGGGCGUGGAGAAGGGGACCGUCAUCAUCGGCCAGCUUCGGUUCCAGCUCUUGACAUCUGUCCAGUCGGCCCUGGCCAGGUUGACGGUCUGGGAGCGGAGUUUCCUUCGAAAGAUGUCCCACGAGACUCACAUGCACUUCAACCAUCGUAUUCCAUUGCUGGUCAUCAGGUAUGUCAAACUGUCCAACGUGAUGCUUUUGUACGUUCGAGGUUUACGACCAGAGUGCAAAGACGCGUGGAGAGAGAUAUCGUACCCUUAG